Pestalotiopsis fici W106-1 is the source of this 1029-nucleotide messenger RNA. RefSeq lists its product as uncharacterized. The record is from RefSeq and is a predicted model, not a curated record. The transcript has a single exon. Bases 1 to 1029 code for a protein of 342 amino acids. Lineage: Eukaryota; Fungi; Ascomycota; Sordariomycetes; Amphisphaeriales; Sporocadaceae.
AUGUAUCCGGAUAUCAAUUCAAGUAAACCUCACCGGUACUACCUGAUCUCCUACCCAAGGACUGCAUCGAACCUUUUGCUCAAGAUUCUCGCUGUUGAGUCUCAACCCGGCUUUUCAAGCGGCGGUUACGAUGGGGGUUACUUCUUUAUGCCAGUCGAUGGUAUCUUGUGCGAACGACAUCUUCGCAGCAGAUGUGUGAGCGACUGGACAAGUGAUGAGAGGCGUGAGGUUCAAGAGAGCUUCCAGACAUGCUUCGAGAAUCAGCUGCGCUGGGUAGAGUCCGCACAAUCACAGGGGCAUUCGAUCUUUGUCAAGGAGCACACUACUUUCUUUGCGGACCCAAUCGUACGUACCCGAUUGCAAUUCGGUGCGGAUGCAGUGAAUGAGCCGAACUGGACGGUUCGAUAUGCUGGGGGCUCAACUCACUCUACACUGAAUACUUCAGUGCUGCCCGACGAGUUUCUGCUCACCUGGCUACCCACGUUCCUCAUUCGACACCCGGCUGUUGCCUUUCCGUCUUACUAUCGGACCAUCAUUGAGAGAGAGGGAAAGGAGUUGGCAGCUGCCGACAAUUUCGCCUCGCUAGUGAUAACGGUCGAAUGGAGUCGCGCUCUCUACGACUUUUACCUCCAACAUCGGGACGCUCUCCCUUGCUCGCCGGCCCAACGAAGCGAGUGGCCCAUUGUUCUAGACGCAGAUGACGUGAUUAAUCAUCCCGAGAUCAUAUCUCUCUAUUGCGCAAAAGUUGGCAUGGAUCCGCAAACGUUGCGAUUCUCCUGGGACCAAGCCGACCCGGAAAAGCUGGCCAAGAUGCAUCCAGCACAAAGGGCCAUGCGUACGACAAUAUACGGGUCAACAGGUAUUGUCAAAGGCAAAAGUCUUCAGGAACUGAAUAUUCUCGACGAAGCUAGCAAGUGGAGGAGCGAGUUUGGCGAUAUUGCCGCGCAGCAUAUUGAAAAGCUCGUUCGCCAGGCCAUGCCCGACUAUGAAUAUCUGAGGGCAAGAAGGCUACGCGCUACGCCAGCCUAG